AUGAGUGCCUCGCUCAUUGCCUCGCCAAGCGCUGCCUCGGUGCCUGGUGGUGGUGGCGCUGGCGCGGCGUUGGUGCCCGGUGCUGUGCACAGCGCUCUGCUCGCGCCCAGUGAAUUGCCGAGCGCUGCGCCGGUGCCGAGAGCCCGCGUCAUCAUCCCGGCUGACGUUCGCAUUCCCGUUCCCGCCGAGGCCGUUGCCGGCGGCCGCGUGUCCUUCCACUAUGAGCAGCUCAUCUACACCGCCGCGCUGCCGAGACUCGCCGCCAGUGGCUCCUGCCUGCUCCGCCUGACAGUUGCGCACUGGCGAGAGGCCAGCGCAGCAGCGGCCAGGCGCCGGCGCGAGGAGGCCGCCCGGCAGCGUGCGCAGGCGCAGGCGCAGCGCAAGGAGGCGCGCGUGCAGAGGGAGGUCCGCGCCGCGGUGGAGUCGCUCGUUUCGGCGGUCGAGGGCGAUGAGAGGGAGGUGCGUGGCGUCGUGCAGGGCCUGGUGCUCUCUCUCGAGGCGGAGGAGCGGCGCCGGCGCGCUGCAGAGAGGCAGGAGGCGCAGCGGGCGCGCGAGGUUGGCGUGGUGCUGGUGAGGGAGGUCGAGGCGGGCGGCGACGCGGUCGAGCGAGAGGUUGCGAGGACGCUCGAUCGGGUGGUCGGGCGGGUGCUCCGGCUCUGCGACCCGCGCUACGCCGGCCUCGACUCUCCCGAGUACGCCCACGCGCAGCUGGUGGCGCUGUAUAAAAAGAAAUGCUUGGUUGGCGGCUGGUCGAUCCGCGUGGACGUGCGGCAGACGGGCGGCUCUGCGGGCGAGACAGACCUCUACUUCUUCGACGAGCGAGGGAAGAAGUUCCGCUCGCGCCUCGAGGUGGCGCGUCACUUUGGCCUCGCCGCCGAGAAGCGCAAGCGGCGGGGCUCUGCCGAAGGCGACGUCUUCCCCUUCCCGGCGGGGGUGCAGGGCGGCGGCGGCGAGGCGCUCGUGCGGCGGAAGAAGAAGAAGAGGCGGUGCGGCGAGUGCGCGGCGUGCGCGGCGCCAAACUGCGGCGCUGAGCGCUGGCUCUGCCACAUGAACCCCGACGCCACACACGCGGCCUGCGGCGUCCCAGAGCAGGCGUGGGGCGGCGGCCGCGCGGUCCGCACGCCGAUGCCCAUUCGCGCCAGCGAGGCGAACGGCCAGGCCAGGCGACAGCCUCGAAAGCGCAGGCGGCCGCAGGUCUCACCGCGCCUAGUGGCGGCGCCCCCGCCGCAGCUGCCCUCGCGGGUGGUCGUACCGCAGACGCUCGCCCGCCGCCCGCGGAAGCAGCGACCCCGACCCGCAACACGGCCGCCGACGCCGCGCCCGGCGGCAAAGGUGGCGAGGGCGGCGCAGGCCGCCACGGCGGCGGCGGUGCCGACGCCACGCGCGCCGCUUGCCUCCACGGCCACCUCGGGCGCCAACCGCGUCGCCGGAGCUGGCGGGUUUGUGGCGGAGGACCACCCGGCCGCGGGAUGCGACGAGGCCGUCGCCGCGCAGGCCGCGUCGCUGCUGCGCCGCCGUUUCCCCUCUUGCGUCGAGCUGAUUGGCAAGCUGCUCGACUGUCGGCAGCCGCUGCCGCAGAUCCAGUGCCACGCGGCAGGCCGAGUGCUGCCCGCGCCGCCGCACCGGCUGCUCGUGGUGCGCGAGGGCGGGCGCGUCGUCGCGGCGGCGCUGCUGCUGCACGUGGCCCCGCGCCGGCGGCAGUCCGACGACACGCGCUUCUCGCAGACGACGCUGUUUGCGGUGGACGAGUCGGAGGAGCGCCGCCGCAUCGGCCGCCUGCGCCACUCUCUCGUCGCGUAUAGCAAGCUCUGCUGCGCCCGCGCGCAGUCGCGCCGCCUGCUCAUCAUGAGCUCCGGCAACCGCUUCUGGAGGAACCCGCGCUUUGGGCUCGGCGACAUCUCUGCCGCCGACCCGAUGGUCGGUCGGCGGUUUGAUCCGUGGACGCAGCCGUGCGCCUACCUUGGCUUCGACCUCGGAGGCGCUGCCGGCAGCAGCACCGACGCCGACGCGUACCUCCGCCCGUGCCGUCGCUCUUUGUCAGAGGUCCGCGUGCGGACGGCAAAGCGCGCAUGAAUUGCAUGUUGUUUGAAUGUCUCGUUCCCCGGUGCCGCUCUUGUGCGCGGGGCACCCUCUCUUCUGACCCGUACGUUCGGUGGUACGUUUUGUCUAGUGCGGCCUUUGUCACUGGCGCGAACAGCUG
Emiliania huxleyi CCMP1516 is the source of this 2200-nucleotide messenger RNA. RefSeq lists its product as hypothetical. The record is from RefSeq and is a predicted model, not a curated record. Lineage: Eukaryota; Haptophyta; Isochrysidales; Noelaerhabdaceae. Gene Ontology annotation, molecular function: DNA binding. The transcript has 9 exons. Bases 1 to 2073 code for a protein of 690 amino acids.